Melanotaenia boesemani (Boeseman's rainbowfish) is the source of this 2973-nucleotide messenger RNA. It is a transcript of the gene plcd4a, whose product is annotated as phospholipase C, delta 4a. The record is from RefSeq and is a predicted model, not a curated record. NCBI's taxonomy places the organism in Eukaryota, Metazoa, Chordata, Actinopteri, Atheriniformes, Melanotaeniidae. The coding region runs from base 60 to 2330 and encodes 756 amino acids. Gene Ontology annotation, biological process: intracellular signal transduction; lipid metabolic process. The transcript is spliced from 16 exons. Gene Ontology annotation, molecular function: phosphatidylinositol-4,5-bisphosphate phospholipase C activity; calcium ion binding.
UACGAUCAGCCACCACUCAGGAUGAUCCUGCAACAGAUAUCACUGUAAGAAGACAGCCAAUGGCUUCCACAGGAAGUGGCCUCCGUAUUCAGGGGGAUGAUAACCUCCAGUCCAUGCUGGUGGGGUCAGUGAUGAGGAAGAUCAAGUCCAGAACCUGGAAGAAGCAGCGAUACUUCAAGCUCCAGGACGACUGCAUGACCAUCUGGUACAAAUCCAAGAAGGCUGGGAAGGCACAUUCCACAUUUUCUGUGAGUGACGUGGAGGCGGUACGAGAAGGUCACCAGAGCGAGGUUCUGCUCAGCAUCGCUGAUGAGUUCCCGCCUGACAGAUGCUUAACGGUGGUAUUCCGCGGCCGCAGGGCAAACCUGGACCUGGUGGCCGAGUCUGCGGAGGAGGCCCAGUCCUGGAUCAGAGGCAUGAGGAAGCUGAUUGAGAAUCUGGAAAACAUGGGAGAGAGAGAGAAACUGGACCAAUGGAUCAGCGACUGGUUCAAGAAGGCAGACAAGAACAACGAUGGCAGGAUGAACUUCAAGGAAGUUCAGGACCUGCUGAGGAUGAUGAACGUGGACAUGAAUGAGCACCAUGCUCAUCGUCUCUUCACAAUGGCAGAUAAAUCACAGACUGGUGCUCUGGAAGAUGACGAGUUUGUGCUCUUCUACAAGAUGCUGACCCAACGGGAAGAUGUCUUGAGAGUUUUUCAGGAGUAUUCAGCUGAUGGUCAGAAGUUUUCUCAAAGCAACCUGGAGGAGUUUCUGAGGGAGGAGCAGCUUGAAGGAGGUGAUAUCCAACAGUACGCCAAGCAGCUCAUCGAGCGCUAUGAGCCCUCAGAAACAGCCAAGCAGCUGAAUGCCAUGACAUUUGAUGGGUUCUUGAUGUACCUUGGAUCAGCUGAGGGCUCCAUCUUCAACCCACAGCAGAGGAGCAUCUUCCAGGACAUGAGCCGGCCCCUGUGCCAUUAUUUAAUCUCCUCCUCCCACAACACAUACCUGAUGGAGGACCAGCUGCGAGGACAGAGCAGUGUGGAGGGAUACAUCAGGGCUUUGAGUCGCGGCUGCCGGUGUGUGGAAGUGGACUGCUGGGACGGUGCCAAUGGAGAACCCAUCGUUUAUCAUGGACACACCUUCACCUCCAAGAUAUUCUUCAAAGAUGUGGUGACUGCUGUGGGAAGCUACGCCUUCAAGGUAUCUGAAUAUCCAGUCAUCUUGUCCAUUGAGAACCACUGCAGUGUGGCGCAGCAGCGAGUCAUGGCCCAACACCUCAACCACAUCCUGGGCGACAAGCUGCUGAAAAGCACCUUGGAUGGCAGGGUUCCCGUCGGGCUGCCGUCUCCUGAGGAUCUAAAGGGGAAGAUUCUCCUGAAGGCCAAGAAAAUGGGUGGUCUGGAAGAGAGCUUUGGGGGGAUGGUGGAGGACUCUCUGACUGGAGAUGUCAGCGAUGAAGAUGAAGUGGCAGAAAUAGAUGAAGAUAACCUUCAUCGUGAGAGCGUGCGUCGCAGGAUGAAGAAGUCGAAACAGCGUCUGUCCAAGGAGCUGUCAGACUGUGUGGUUUACUGUAAAAGUGUUCACUUUAGGAGCUUCAAACACUCUCGUUUACACUCCAAGUUUUAUGAAGUGGCCUCUUUUACGGAGUCUAAAGCCCGAAAGCACCUGCGAGAGGCCGGAGCAGAGUUUGUGCACCAUAACUCACGGCACCUUACCAGAGUUUAUCCCACUGGCUUCCGAACGGACUCUUCCAACUUUAAUCCUCAGGAAAUGUGGAAUGCUGGGUGCCAAAUUGUUGCGCUAAACUUCCAGACAGCUGGUGAGGGGAUGGAUUUGAACGAUGGGCUUUUUGCUCAGAACGGCGGCUGUGGAUACGUCCUGAAGCCCAGUUUCAUGAGAGAAACAGAAAAAAGGUUUGACCCAGAGAUGCCUCAGAAACGGGACAGUUACCAACCCAUCGUCCUCACCAUCCAGGUGAUCAGUGGUCAGCAGCUGCCCAAAGUCAACAUCAAAGAGGGAUCUAUCGUGGAUCCUCUGGUCAGAGUGGAGAUCCAUGGAGUUCCCAUGGACCAGGCCAAGCAGGAGACCAGAUACAUCGAGAACAACGGAUUUAACCCUGUGUGGUAUGAUACGCUGCGAUUCACCAUCCACACCCCGGAGCUGGCCAUGGUCCGGUUUGUGGUGGAGGACUAUGACAUGACGUCGAAGAACGACUUUGUGGGGCAGUACACCCUCCCUCUGAGCUGCAUGCAGCGAGGUUAUCGUCACAUUCACCUUUUAUCCAGAGACGGAACGAGCAUUCCUCCUGCAUCCCUGUUUGUUCAUGUCAGGAUCUCAGACCUGGAAUAAAACUACAGCAACAGCUCGGCAUGCUGGGUAACAACAGGAAAUAAAUAGUUUUAGUUCAGAAAAUCGUAUUUAUUACUAUGAUCCUUCUUAUUUGAUGUGAAUAAACACCUGGCCAAAUGUUUAGUGGUCCUACAGAGCAGACCCUUCCUCUGUGUCUUCCCCUCUCUGUUCAGUGUAUCCUGUGAUUGUUAGUGUUAAUAAUUCUGGUGUCUGAUGUGUUUCUUCAGAAAUAUUGUGUUGUAGAGGAAACGUGCCACCGUAUCUAUCAGUCAGGAUCAGUAUUCUUUGUUAAAGCAGCUCUCUGGCUGCACUCCUCAGAUCUGAUAAACAAAGUUAGGAGGGAAUUUUAGCUAAUUAGACCAACCGUUUUCUGGUAAAAGGAUUGAGAGGCAGCUGGAAUCAGACUGAAACCAUCAGGCUGUGCAGACCUGUGAGGGGUUCAUUACUUCUUACUUUUAUCUGAGAGCAGGACUCCUUGUUUAUCUGCUUUUAUAUGGAUUUCACUACAUUUUCCACAUAAUUCUGAUUGUUUAUGACAGGAAUGAUUAUGUUUAUCAUCUAUAGUUCCUGUAGGAGCUACAGCGGUCACCUGAACUGAUGCAGAACUGCAGAUAAACGUCCAUCAUUCUGAUCAGAUACAGUA